This is a messenger RNA of Diplodia corticola, 1938 nucleotides long. RefSeq names its product mfs agza xanthine uracil permease. NCBI's taxonomy places the organism in Eukaryota, Fungi, Ascomycota, Dothideomycetes, Botryosphaeriales, Botryosphaeriaceae. Gene Ontology annotation, molecular function: purine nucleobase transmembrane transporter activity. The transcript has 4 exons. Gene Ontology annotation, biological process: transmembrane transport. The coding region runs from base 1 to 1938 and encodes 645 amino acids. Gene Ontology annotation, cellular component: plasma membrane. The record is from RefSeq and is a predicted model, not a curated record.
AUGGAGGCUCUCCGCCAGCAGGUCGGGCGUCUGGAUGCCUACCUUGCCGACUCCAAGUUCGGCCGCCUUUUCCGCCUUGACGGCUCCGGCCAUGCCGACGAGAUUCGGGACGCUCGCUUUGUGACUGAGGUGCGCGCCGGCGUGACCACCUUUUUCACCAUGGCCUACAUCAUUGCCGUCAACGCCACCAUUCUGACCGAUUCUGGCGGCACAUGCGAGUGCCGCGAUGUCCUCGACCCGACGUGCGCCGCCGACUCGGAUUACCAGGUAUGCCUGGUCGGCUUACAUCGGGAUUUCAUCACCGCCACCACUGCCAUCGCCGCUUUCGCCUCCUUCUUCUUCGGUCUCGUCACCAACUUGCCCGUCGCCUUGGCAACCGGCAUGGGCCUCAAUGCCUACUUCACCUAUCAGGUCGUUGGCUUCCAUGGCACCCGCCAUAUUCCGUAUGGCUUGGCUUUGACCGCCGUCUUCGUCGAGGGCUUCAUCUUCGUUCUCUUGUCUCUUCUGGGAAUGCGUCAGUGGCUGGUCCGCAUGCUCCCAAACUCCUUGAAGGUCGCCGCUGCCUGUGGCAUUGGUCUUUUCCUCGCCGAGAUAGGACUAUCGUAUAGUGCGGGAAUCGGCGCCAUCUCCGGCGCCAGCGCUACCCCCUUGGAUCUGGCCGGGUGCCAGCCCGAGUACAGGGACGAGUUUGGAGAGUGCCAGAGCCACAGGAUGCAAAACCCUACCUUAUGGAUCGGCGUUUUCUGCGGUGGAGUCCUAACUGCCUAUCUUAUGUCGUACAAAGUGAAAAGCGCCAUGAUCAUCGGAACCUUGGUCGUGUCCAUUAUCUCUUGGCCACGCGGGACUUCGGUCAGCUACUUCCCGUACACUCCCGACGGUGACAGCAAGUUCGACUUCUUCAAGAAAGUCGUGUCUUUCCACCCAAUUGAGCGCACUCUCAAUGCAUUGGACUGGAACAUUUCACGAGCGCCCAGCGAGUUCAUCCUGGCCCUCUUUACUUUCCUCUAUGUCGACAUCAUCGACUGCACCGCCACACUGUACAGCAUGGCCCGUUUCUCCGGUGUAGUCGAUGCGUCAACAGGCGACUUCCCCCGCUCGACCGCCGCCUAUUGCACCGACGCCUUCAGUAUUAGCGUCGGUGCCCUCUUCGGCGUCAGCCCCGUGACCGCCUUCAUCGAGUCGGGCGCCGGCAUCGCUGAGGGCGGCAAGACAGGGCUCACAGCCAUGACGACAGGUCUCUGCUUCUUCGUCUCCCUCUUCUUCGCCCCUAUCUUCGCGUCCAUCCCACCGUGGGCGACGGGCUGCACCCUCGUCCUAGUCGGCGCGAUGAUGGCGCGCCAGGUUGUCGCCAUCAACUGGCGCUACAUCGGCGACGCCUUGCCCGCCUUCGUCACCAUCAUCUUCGUGCCCAUGUCGUACAGCACCGCGUACGGCCUCCUCGCGGGGAUACUCACCUACGUCGCCAUCAACAUCCCCAUCGCCCUCACGCGCCGUCUCUCCCGCGGCCGCAUCGUCCCCGCCGACGACGACGCCCGCGAGUACUGGAGCUUCAACCCCGGCGGCGGCGCCGGGCAGCAGCCGUGGUUCAUCGGUGCCAUCGGCAACGCUCUCGCCCGCGUCGGCCGUGGCGGUCGCGGUGACAACAAGACUCGCGAGGUGCUCGAGUCGUGCGACUCGCACGAGCAGAAACAUCAGCAGAACCACGCCCACCACCGUGCCUUCGGCCACUCCAUCGACAUCAAGUUCGGCGAUGACGACUCCAUCCGUAGCCACAGCCACGGACGCCACGACAGUCGCGGCGGCGUGAGCUACCCCACGAAGACGCAUCUCGGUGUCGAGAUGCAGCGCGUGGUGCCGGGGUUCGCCGGAGACGAGCCGCAUGUUGAACGCUUCGAUCUGCGCCAGUUCCGCGUCGCGCCGCAGCAGAAUCGCCGCUGA